This is a messenger RNA of Periophthalmus magnuspinnatus, 891 nucleotides long. It is a transcript of the gene setd9, whose product is annotated as SET domain containing 9. The record is from RefSeq and is a predicted model, not a curated record. The transcript has a single exon. Lineage: Eukaryota; Metazoa; Chordata; Actinopteri; Gobiiformes; Gobiidae. Bases 45 to 881 code for a protein of 278 amino acids. Gene Ontology annotation, molecular function: protein binding.
UAGUUUUUUUUCAUACAGGUUGAAGUUGUGCCAGUUCGCCCUGGAUGUUCAGAGCCGCGUUGAAUCGUUUUCAGAGUAAAUGGAAAUCCUAUCGACACAGGUUUGUCCCUUGGAUCGCACUGAACUUGUCGAAAAAUGAGAAGACUCUGCGAAAGGUGAAGGGGCGCAGCCAAGAUAAACUGGUUCCAGACGAGGACGUGUCCAAAAGCCUCCUGCGGCUUUUUUGGGUCCUUCACAGAGGAAACAACGCUCAAGCUGCCUCUGCCUUAGUAUUUAGUGAUCAUGAAGAGUUUAAGACGGAGACAAUGUGUGCACACGACGCCAUGCUACAAUCUCUGGGAUUUUGCAUUAAAAGGAAGCAAAGUACUUUGCCUUUUGCAGGAACUGGAGUAUUUGUCACAAGAGGGGUUGUUCCUAAAGGAGCCACAGUAGCCAUGUAUCCCGGGACAGUAUAUCAGGCUUAUGAACCCAUUCUUCUACAGUCCAUCCGAAACCCGUUUGUUUUCAGGUGCAUUGAUGGAGUUCUAGUGGAUGGGAAUGACAAGGGCAUCUCCAAAAUGGUGUUCAGGUCUUGCAGUGGCAGGGACAGACUGGGGCCUUUUUUGAUCAGUGACACAAGUUGGUUAACAGCAAACCCGUCAAACCCUCUAGCCGUGGGACAAUAUGUUAACAACUGUUCCAAUGAUAAGUCUGCCAAUGUGUGCUAUCAGGAAUAUGAUGUGCCCAAUAGUUUCCCCCUGGAGCUCAGACAGUAUUUGCCUAAUGUCAACUACAGUCAGGACACCCAUCAGAGGCCUUUACGCUGCGUGGUUUUAGUAUCACUCAGAGAAAUAGCAGCUGGAGAGGAACUCUUGUCUAACUAUUAUACUAUUAUACAUUAAUUUGGGUGGC